UGAAGUGGUUGGCGCAGACAUAAACUCAGAUUCUCAUUGAGUCGUUGGCACCAUGGAACUGGAGCUGUCCAAGUGUUUAUAAUGGGAUGUAAUUACCAUGAAGCGCAAAAAUGUAAACCAAAGAGGGAAUUCUGAAAAUGCUAAGUAAUUGCGACCAGUAUUGGCUAUUCUCCGGGAUAAUUGUCUUGUGAAAUAGGCUGAUAAACUGAAGCUUGAGUGAAACUAAUAAACACCUGUGAGAGGAGCAGCUUCUACCAGCAACAUUAUUCAGCCCCGUAGCCCACCUGUCCCUGAAGUAUCAAUCAUGAUGUAGACAAACUGUAGUCUGAGCAGUCUAUUUCUUCAAAAACAUUUAUCACAGGUUUUUGAGUCUUCUUCCAGAACAAAGUAACCUGUCCUUCGCCCAGGCGACUGCAGCCGCGAAUGAUUCGACUAUAUGGAUAAAGUAUCUCUCAGCUCCGCCCGAAAUUAAUCAGUUACAGCUCAGAGAGACUAGCCGAUAGCAGCAUACACACGCAAUCGUUGCAGCAAUGGUGGGCCAGUGUGACCUACCUCAUAAAGUUUUUUUCUGUUUAUUAAGGGAGAAUUAGACUGUUAGCCAAUACUACAGUCUCUCUUCUCAGCCCCCUGCUACAUCCGGACAUAGAUCGUUAUCUCUCUCACUGCAAGUUCAACUGUGAAACUGCACGCCCUGUGAACUUGGCUCAAGGUAAAAGGGAGAGCAGGCGCAUCGGAGAGACUGGGACAUCGGACAGAGGGAGAGUUGCAGAAGAAGAGGAGGAAGUGAGGAACAAAACUACAGACUGACAAAAAAAUGCAAAGAAGCCCUACGCACAGAGCAUGAGGUGGAGCGUUGGAAAAGAGAAGACUGCAUUGUAUUAAAUUAAAUGAGGGCCCACCCUGGCUGCAACAUUAUUGACUAAAAUUAGCGGGUGAAGCUAAACGGCUGUAACCUAGUGUCAUGCCCUACAUUACCAUGGAGAAUGAAACCUGCCUUCCAUAAUAGGAUCUUUCAUACUGCACCAUCUGGAUGUCACUGGAAACAUGAGGUACAUUCACAAAUGUUAGCCUAGCUGUUCUAGGACCAGUCCACAAUUGAUUUGUAUCAAAAAUCUGUGAUCGCAUCUCAGACCGACUUCAUCAACAUCCUGACUUGGUGUCUGCAUCAUUCAUCUGGGUGUUUUGAAGUAAAACAAUUGGUCUGAAGAAGCUCUGAGAAUGAAGACCAUGUCAGUGCUGGCCACCACCGGACCAGAAAGCAGCGGCUCCAUGACGCAGCUCGUCCCCAUCCCCACGCUGAACAUCCUCCCCCCGUCCUCAGACACUGAUGCCUGGUCUCGCUCUCCCAGCCCCCGGCCUCCCCGCCGCCACCGGUGCUCCCGCCCUCACCGGAGCAGAGCCUGGACCAAGAAGAGGAGCGAUGGAGAACAAGAGGAGUCACUCAAACCCCGGUGGGACGGCACUGAGGAUGAGGGGAGGUUGAAGGGGAGCGCUGCUCAAAGAAGCCACUCACUUCUCCCUUCACCCCUCUUGCCACCCCACGUGGAGGACGCGGUCCUGGGCCCUUCCUCGGACCUCUUGCUACCCCCGUCGUCUUGCACCUCCUGGUCACGUAGCUCGUCUCCCGGCCGGCGUUCACGCUGGUCCCUCAGGAGUCUGCUCAGCAGGGAGUCUGACGGGGACAGCUGCAGUACUGCCAGUAACUCUCCACGCAGCACCCCUGGCAGCUCCCCCUCUCUGCGCCGCCGGGUGCUGGGGGUUAGUGGUGGUGGUGGAAGCAGGACCAGCGACGCGGAGGGUGGCCCGGGGGAGCGCAGCGGGGAAAGGAGGGGUUCGGACAGCCCCCUGCUCUCCGCCUCCGCUUACCCAAUCGCCUCGCGCCAUUUCAGCCGCAAUGCCAAGAAAAUGCAGAGCUGGUACAAUGUUCUCAGUCCCACUUAUAAACAGCGCAAUGAGGAUUUCCGUAAACUCUUCAAGAAGCUGCCAGACACGGAACGCCUCAUAGUGGACUACUCAUGUGCGCUGCAGAAAGACAUCCUACUCCAGGGGAGACUCUAUCUGUCAGAGAACUGGCUCUGCUUCUAUAGCAAUAUCUUCCGCUGGGAAACCACUAUCACAAUCCUGCUGAAAGAUGUGACCACCCUGACCAAGGAGAAGACUGCCAAGGUCAUCCCCAACGCCAUUCAGAUCAGCACUGACCACGACAAGCACUUCUUCACGUCUUUCGGGGCGAGGGAUCGCAGCUACAUGAUGAUUUUCAGACUGUGGCAGAACGCACUGAUGGACAAGCCUUUGUCCCCAAAGGAGCUGUGGCACAUCGUCCAUCAGUGUUACGGCACUGAGCUGGGCCUCACCAGUGAAGACGAUGACUAUGUCUCCCCCACCGGCGAGCACAUUAACGGUCUACUGCCAGUGGAUGAGUCAGUCUCUGUCUCUGACCUGUUGGACCUCAGCUCCUUGGGGGCCAUAGCUUCUCUGGGCAGCUCGCCCCCCUCCUCCAUGGCAGCCUUGUUCCCCAGUGGCCCCCUCCUAGCCAGUGGUGGUCUGGGCUCAUCUCCCCCCUCCUCAUCCACCUGUCUGCCCAUAGACAUCCCCGGCAGAACCUCCCUGGACCCCCCGGACUCCAGCCCGCCCAGCUCCCAGAUUCUCCCUGCCCUCCACCACACACUCCACACACACCGCCUCCUUGUCCGCCCCCGCCUCGGCUGCUGCCUCUUUCGGAAUAGGUAUUUGGAGGAGGGCGGGGACAGUUUGUUGGAGUCGGCCAAUCAUAUGGUGCCCCUGUCUGCCACCAGUCUGGGAAACCUCUCCUCAUUGGACCAGCUCACCAACGACGACGAGCUGCCCACCGACCCCAGCAACUCCUCAGACGAACAGGAAGAGGACGAGGUGGAGUCGUUCUGUGCGGACCUGGCUGGCCGGCUGCACAUCAACAUGGUGGUGCGCAUGAGCGUGGACAAGUUGCACGACCUGCUAUUCUCCGCAGACACACACUUCAUCCAGCAUCUCUUCUCCCAGCGCCACUUCACAGACCUGUCAGUUCGCGAGUGGCAGCAGGACGGCAGCAGUGGGAACACCAACCGGAUCCUGAGUUACACCAUCGCCAUCAACAACCCCCUGGGCCCCAAGACCGCCCCCGUAGUGGAGACGCAGACGCUGUAUAAGAACAGUGCCCCGGGCGAGUGUUACGUGGUGGACUCGGAGGUGAUUACCUCGGGCAUCCCCUACCAGGACUACUUCUACACCGUGCACCGCUACUGCCUCACCUCCAUCAACAAGAACAAGAGCAGACUCCGGGUGUCGUCAGAUAUCUGCUACAAGAAGCAGCCGUGGAGCCUGGUGAAGGCGCUCAUCGAGAAGAACACCUGGAGCGGCAUCGAGGAGUACUACAGACACAUGGAGAGUGAGGUGUGUAAGCUGGAGACCCUGCUCCAGUCUGAGGUGUCAGUGGUGACCUCUGGGGAUGUGGUGGGGGCAGACUCUGCCAAGACACCCCCGGCCCUGCGGCGACGCAAACGCACCUGCUCCCGGCGUCCGGGAGACCGGGAGAGAGAGGGAGGGGCCACGGGAGGUGGAGAGCGUGGGGACCGAGGGAUGGGAGAGGAGCGGAGAGAGGCGGGUGGUCAGUACAAGCACGGAGAGCGGUGGCGUGGCGGAGGCAGCAGCAUCUCUACCAUACUGCUCAUCGUCAGCUUCAUGAUCUGUGUCAGUCUGGUGGUGUUGGUGGCCCUCAACAUGCUCUUGUUUUACAAGUUGUAUUCUCUGGAGAGAGCUGCACACACACUGGAGACGUGGCACUCCUUCUCUCUGUCUGACAGUCCUCUACCCCAGUCUGCAGGAGAGUGGGCCCAGGUGUUGCAGCUCCAGAGACAGUUCCACCAGGCCCAGCUGGGCAAAUGGCAACAGAUCCUCCAAUCCUCAGUCACUCUGCUAGACCAGAUGAAACAGUCGUUGGAAAAGCUCCACCGUGGCGUCGUCACUCCAGAAGUCCAGCAGGAUCCCCCCUCGAACCCCACUUCAGAGUCUCUCACUGAGCACUGAUCCUCCAGCCAUCACCAGCCCUCAAGUGGGUAUGAAUAGACCACGGGGGAGGUAGCUAGAGGGGGAGGGUCCGGCUGGGCCAAUCAGGGAGAGUGACUCACUCUCACCUGACCCCGAAGCUCCACUCCUGCUUCUCUACUCAAAACAGACAGGAAGAGAUGUGGGGGGAGUGGGAAUUACCUGUAAGGGGACCUUCACUACCCAUAACUCCCCACGCCUCAGUUUGAGCAACCUGCAAUGGGGUUGGGAGGUGAGAGACCUUUGGGGGGGGGGACUACACUACCCAUAAUUCCCCACACCUCAGUCCAAGUUCCACCUUCCAUAGUCACCACCACCUCUCACGUCCAGACAGUUAGACUGGGAAUGUCUUCAGGACUACAGCAAUAACAUAGUCAUUACAUUACCAUAUCUCCCACAGUCAGGGCUAAAGGCUGGCCAAUUUGUAUAGUACCAUCCGCUCCUCACAUGCAACCAACCAUGCUGCUCUCCCUGAACCAUCUCCCCUGCCUGAGCAGCCAAGAGACAUUUUCAAGACAGACCAUCGACUGCAUUUCAGCAUGUGCAGCCCUGCUGCUGCAGGAUAGACUCGGGUCCAACGCAUUUCAAAUGGAUAGACUCGGGUCCAACGCAUUUCAAAUGGAUAGACUCGGGUCCAACGCAUUUCAAAUGG
Oncorhynchus gorbuscha (pink salmon) is the source of this 4711-nucleotide messenger RNA. Its product is annotated as protein Aster-A-like. The record is from RefSeq and is a predicted model, not a curated record. NCBI's taxonomy places the organism in Eukaryota, Metazoa, Chordata, Actinopteri, Salmoniformes, Salmonidae. The coding region runs from base 1219 to 4041 and encodes 940 amino acids. The transcript is spliced from 24 exons. Gene Ontology annotation, cellular component: endoplasmic reticulum-plasma membrane contact site; plasma membrane; endoplasmic reticulum membrane. Gene Ontology annotation, molecular function: sterol transfer activity; sterol binding. Gene Ontology annotation, biological process: intracellular sterol transport.